Molecule: messenger RNA, 804 nt
Organism: Prunus armeniaca (apricot)
Lineage: Eukaryota; Viridiplantae; Streptophyta; Magnoliopsida; Rosales; Rosaceae
Source: the annotation of a GenBank genome assembly
AUGGAGGUAGACAGGCCCAGCCUCCAGCCCAACUCUUCCAUCUCUCCUGCAGCUGUUCUUCCCACCCAGUUCCAAGAGAUGGAGUAUGUGAGCCCUGAAGGCCUUCGCUUAGAUGGUCGCCGCCCCAUGGAAAUGAGACAAAUUCGUGCAGAGAUUGGUGUUGUUGCCAAAGCCGACGGUUCUGCUUUGUUUGAGAUGGGUAACACCAAAGUCAUUGCUGCAGUGUAUGGCCCUAGAGAGGUCCAAAAUAGGAGCCAACAAUUGAAUGACAGCGCACUGGUGCGAUGUGAGUACACCAUGGCAAAUUUUAGUACUGGGGAUCGCAUGAGAAAACCAAAGGGGGAUAGGCGAUCAACAGAGAUAUCUUUAGUUAUUCGCCAAACCAUGGAAGCAUGCAUUAUGACACAUUUAAUGCCUCGGUCCCAGAUUGAUAUUUUUGUGCAAGUCCUCCAAGCAGAUGGAGGAACUAGAUCUGCAUGCAUUAAUGCUGCAAGCCUGGCCCUUGCAGAUGCUGGAAUUCCAAUGCGUGAUCUUGUUACCUCCUGUAGUGCUGGCUAUCUUAAUAGCACACCUCUGCUUGAUUUAAACUACAUAGAAGAUAGUGCUGGAGGUGCUGAUGUCACUUUAGGCAUUUUGCCAAAGUUGGACAAAGUGACUCUUCUUCAGAUGGAUGCUAAAUUAUCAGUGGAAACUUUUGAAAACGUAAUGCAACUUGCGAUCGAAGGCUGCAAGGCGGUUGCAACCUACAUUCGAGAGGUAUUACUAGAGAAUACAAAGCAAUUGGAGUAUCGCCGAGGCAUCUAG